AUGGAGCCGGACACGCUGGACGCGCGGUGGGACGGCCAUCGGCUGUCGUCUUCUUCAUUUUCUCGACAAGGAUGGCCGCGACUGUCGCCGUCUUACGCACCGCCCAUGGGCACCGCGGGCCCGUCGCAUCCUGCAAGUGCCCGGUACUCUGAAUUUGCAAUAGACGAGUCAGAUCGAGUGUACCGUGCAACAGCCUUGCAUCAAACCGAUGAAGAACCCAGGUUACAGUCGCGAGCAGGCCAAGCUGGCAAUCCUAUCUCCGGCCCAGCAUCGACCGCAGGCACGAAGCCGGUACUGGUGAGGGCGUACUCCGGCGCUGCCAAGGAUACAACUAGGAAACCAUCCACUAUGUCUCCGCGCCGAUUUUUCCCAUUUAUGGCAUCAAGGAACUCGGCUCCGCCUCGUCCACCAGGCCCGCCGCUGCCAUCUGAUCAGGACUUCAGCAUCGACAGUAUACUGCAAGCUAUUGAGCCCGACAUCCGCGGCACGCUCGAUUCUAUCGCUGAGAUCUGCGGACGCAGCAAGUUGAGUCUCGCCAAUGAAUAUGGAAGCCACAUCGCGCCUCUAGGAGAGAUCCGUGCUCCGCCCGGUGGCCUGGUACCCGUCGAGGAGGCUAGUUCUAACGACGAACGACAUGCCGAUGAGGGAGUGGCAAUAUUUGAUGAUGCGACUAACCUCGUCGACUCGGGACAGAGUCCACAUGCAUUCCCUUUCUACCGAUAUCUAGAGUGCCUCGGGCAGACUGCGCCUCUGAUGGAACGGAGUACUUUACCCGGCACCUCGGUGCAAGCACAACCGGGCUUUGCACGAUCUGCUGCUCUGAACACCCAGCUUGAAACCGAGAUAGAGAUAUCUUCGGAUAGUCUACCGGUCACGCGAGACUUCACGUCGAGACCAAAGCAAAGUGGUCGUGACCUGCUGGCUGAGAACGCCGCUUCUAGUGAUGAUGACCACCCACCCCAAAACAUAAUAACCCCGGCCGUGGUGUCCGAGGUACAUCUCGAUGCGCAAGCCGAUGAUCGCAACGCAAGGACUGAAUAUCCCCUUCCACCCUCUUUGCACGACCCUGUUUCUCCCACAAGUCCAGAAGCAUCCAGUGAACACAAUAUACCAGACGUUCUUCGCUCUCUCCUCGGAUGGCUCAGAUGGACAACCCGGUUUGCAGGGCCAGAUUCCUACCCUGAAUUGCAGUCUGCAGAGGGUCGACUGCGCGCGAUGCUGGAGCAUUCAGCUCGUGGGAGCCCGCUUCCAACAACGUGA
Penicillium alfredii is the source of this 1260-nucleotide messenger RNA. RefSeq lists its product as uncharacterized. The transcript has a single exon. Lineage: Eukaryota; Fungi; Ascomycota; Eurotiomycetes; Eurotiales; Aspergillaceae. The record is from RefSeq and is a predicted model, not a curated record. Bases 1 to 1260 code for a protein of 419 amino acids.